Molecule: messenger RNA, 1322 nt
Organism: Lactuca virosa
Lineage: Eukaryota; Viridiplantae; Streptophyta; Magnoliopsida; Asterales; Asteraceae
Source: the annotation of a GenBank genome assembly
AUUUACUAGAUAAACAAGCGCCUGUUUUCCAUGGUCGAUGAGAUAUUGAGGUGUGUAGGCUGUCAUUGCCUCUCUCUCUCAUGCGCCUACUGGUCUUUGUGAAUCGGCUCAAACCUCAAGGUUUGGCGUAUCAAAUAAUUCACUCCUAUCAUUCGCCUGAUAAAUCUUCACACGAAAUUGUUCAUAACUAGUUGAUCUUUCCAGUUGCUGCUCGUGUUUGUUCUUCUGCUAUGCACUGUGGGGCCAAUUCUUGAAAUCUUACCUACAGUGAAAAAAAGUCAAAAAAGUGCCAUAAGUGUAAUGAUUACAUGCUGUAUAAAGUAACCAAACAAACCCUUUUGUUUGGAUGACAUUUCCAGGCUAAUUUCAAUUUUCAACAUACAACAUGAAAUCCAUAACAAAGAAGGGAUUAACAUCAAUCUCACCAUUCCGAUUCAAAGAAAAGUCAACCAACUGUUUUUGUUUAUUUCCAAAAGUCAAAUCCGUAUAUGGUCCAGGGAAUUCCCCCGUUUAUCUCAAUGUCUAUGAUUUAACUCCUAUGAAUGGAUACGCUUACUGGGCCGGCUUCGGAAUCUUCCAUUCCGGAGUUGAAGUUCAUGGAGUGGAAUAUGCGUUUGGGGCUCAUGAUUAUCCAAGUAGUGGUGUGUUUGAGGUUGAACCUCGACAAUGUCCAGGGUUUAAAUUUAGGAGGUCGAUAUUAAUUGGGACCACGUGUCUGGAUCCUAUGCAAGUCCGAGAAUUCAUGGAGCAUCAUGCUGCUAAAUACCAUGGUGACACGUAUCACUUAAUUGUCAAAAACUGCAACCAUUUUUGUAAUGAUGUUUCCUUACAACUUAACCGGGAAACAAAUCCCCGGUUGGGUCAACCGGCUCGCUAAACUCGGGUCGAUAUUUAGCUGUGUGUUACCCGAAGCCCUUAGAGUUUCGGCCGUGCAACAUUGCAUACCUUACGAGACCGAGAAGCAAAUGCUAAGAAGCAGUAGUUUUAGUUUUCUAUCAUCGAGGCAGAGACAGCUGUCGAUGUCUUCGUUGCUUUUGCAGUCUCCAUUAAAGGGUUGCUUAAGGCCUUGGGAGUUGAGGCGAUCAAGAUCAAGAAGUGUUGUCGUAAACAACACGUAAGAAGAAUGGAAGGCGUCUUAGUUUCUUGUUUGUUUUGUCGUAAAUAAGCACAAUGAUUUGUUUGUAUGUUAGCAUAUGAUUAGUGGUGAUGAAAUUAAUUAAUGUAAGGUUUAGGGGAAACUUAUUUUAGGUAGAGUGAUCAAAGUUUUUAUUAUUCUUGCUAUUAUUUUUCUUUACAAUCUAUUACAAAGAUUAGUGGAACAA